This is a messenger RNA of Cavia porcellus (domestic guinea pig), 1071 nucleotides long. It is a transcript of the gene Il6, whose product is annotated as interleukin 6. The transcript has 5 exons. Gene Ontology annotation, molecular function: cytokine activity; interleukin-6 receptor binding. The record is from RefSeq and is a predicted model, not a curated record. Gene Ontology annotation, cellular component: extracellular region; interleukin-6 receptor complex. The coding region runs from base 130 to 801 and encodes 223 amino acids. NCBI's taxonomy places the organism in Eukaryota, Metazoa, Chordata, Mammalia, Rodentia, Caviidae. Gene Ontology annotation, biological process: immune response; positive regulation of receptor signaling pathway via JAK-STAT; T-helper 17 cell lineage commitment.
AAAAUUAGAGUCUCAACUCCCAAUAAAUAUGAGACAGGAGAUGUCUGAAGCUCAUUCUGCUCCUGAGCCCACCAGGAACGAAACAGAGCUAGCUCCAUCUUGCCCUCCAUCCACCUUCCAGGAACAGCUAUGAAGUUCCUCUCCACAAGCACCUUCCGUCCCCUUGCCUUCUUGGGGCUGCUCUUGGUAUCAGUUACUGCAUUCCCCACUGCACAAGUUCAGCACGACUUCACAGCUGAUACGACAGAUGAGAUGACUACAGCUGAGAUGACUACAACAAUGCCAAAUAAACCAACAACCUCUGCUUCACAAGUCUUUCAAAUGUUUAUGCGAGUUUACCAGGCUGUCAAGGAACUGAAAAAUGAGAUGAACAAACAUAAUGUUGAAAAGGCAAUUUUAAACAAUCUGGACCUCCCAAAGUUGAAGCUAGAAGAUGGAUGCUUCUUCAAUGGAUACAACUGGGAAACAUGCCAGUUGAAAAUCACCCCUGGUCUUUUCAAGUUCCAGACCUACCUGCAGUCCAUGCAGAACAAGCUUCAGAAUGAGUCUGAAAACAAAAAAGCUGCAAACAUAUACGCUGGUAUCAAAAGCUUGAGUCUGUUCAUGAAAUCUAAGAUAAACAAUACAGAACAGAUGGAAUUCCUGAGCCCAACUCCAGAUGCCACCCUGCUGGAGAAACUGGAGACACAGAGUCAGACUCAGAUGCUUUUGAUAGCUGAAAUCGUCCUUCAGCGCCUUGAAGAAUUUCUGCAGGAUAGUCUGAGGGCUAUUCGGAAAGCAGAUUGGGAAGGCAGAAACUAGUAUCAGUUCAUGGGCAUUUCUUCCUAUGGUCAGAAAACAUGUCCUGUCCACUGAGUAUUUACCUUAUCUUGUUCUCUACGAAGAACUGACUGUAUAAGUGUUAGGACACUAUUUUAUUAUUUUUAAUUUAUUGAUAAUUUAAAUAUUUGAAAUUUGAGUUAACUUAUAUUUGACUGAUAUUUAUAAUUUUAUGAAGUGCCAGUUGAAAUAUUAUAUGUAAUGGUUUUAAAAUUAUAAUAUAUAAUUUGAAAUUAUAAUAUAAAGGUUUUG